AUGUGCGUCGAAGUCGCCACUGAAAGAGACGUCUUCUUAAACCACCCGACUCGCCUGCGGGCAAAGAUGGCCCUGCGUUUGCGGCUGCUGCAGCUGCAGCAGCAGCAGCCACUGCUGCUGCUCCCACAUCACUUCGCUGCUUCGGCCAGAAGCAGCAGCAGCAGCAGCAACCUGGCAGCAGAACUACGCGCGCAAGCAGCAGCAGCAGCAAUUGCUUCUGUUGGCGUUGAUUUAGCUUUUUUGCUGCGCCGCAGCUCCUGGCGGCCGCUGCUGCAGCAGCAAUACCCGAGCAUCUACUCUGCAGCACUGCAGCAGCAGCAGCAGCAGCAGCAGCAGCAGCAGCAGCAGCAGCUAGUCUAG
Molecule: messenger RNA, 360 nt
Organism: Eimeria tenella
Lineage: Eukaryota; Apicomplexa; Conoidasida; Eucoccidiorida; Eimeriidae
Exons: 3
Coding region: 1-360 (119 amino acids)
Source: RefSeq, a predicted model, not a curated record